Ostrea edulis (European flat oyster) is the source of this 2710-nucleotide messenger RNA. RefSeq names its product beta-1,3-galactosyl-O-glycosyl-glycoprotein beta-1,6-N-acetylglucosaminyltransferase-like. The record is from RefSeq and is a predicted model, not a curated record. The transcript is spliced from 3 exons. Gene Ontology annotation, cellular component: membrane. Bases 48 to 1400 code for a protein of 450 amino acids. NCBI's taxonomy places the organism in Eukaryota, Metazoa, Mollusca, Bivalvia, Ostreida, Ostreidae. Gene Ontology annotation, molecular function: acetylglucosaminyltransferase activity.
GUGGGAUCGAGUGAGUGCCAAGACGAGAGACUGCUGCAUCGUGGAACAUGAAGCGUUGGAGAAAUCGAUUUCUAACAAUUUCUGCAGCAUUGUAUGUUGUUAUGUUUGCCUUGAAUCAGCACAUAAUACCUCAAAACACCACUUUAAGACACAGACAGCCGAUGCCACUACGACAGAACAAGAAAACGUACACUUUUGAAACGUUUUCAGCUAAAUUUUCUAGUGAAAGGUUUCAUAUGACGUCAAUAUUUCGAGCACAUUCUGGACCUAAACGUAUUGUUUAUGAUAUAGAUUGUCAGCGAAUAAUCCAAGGAGACGAACAUUACAUAUCAGCUGCUAAUACAACGAUGUCCAACCGUACGUAUCUAUUUCCUACUGACAGGGAAAUGGGGAAUCUUGCUCAAAACUGUGGAGCAUUCUUAAAAACGUUUGAUUAUGAAUCUUUCUUCGUAUCACAAGAAGAAUUUGAUUUUCCGAUCGCUUAUACGAUAUUAACUUAUAAAGACGUUGUUCAAACAGAGAAACUGCUUCGUGCUAUUUAUCGCCCACACAAUUUAUACUGCAUCCAUGUAGACAAAACUUCAGACAAUGCAUGGGUACGUUACGCUAUGUUAUCCAUCGCUAACUGUCUACCUAAUGUCUUCCUUGCUUCAAAAUCAGAGGAUGUUAUUUAUGCGGGAUUUUCUCGUCUUAAGGCAGACUUGAACUGUAUGUCUGAUUUACUAAAUAAUGUCGACAUUAAUUGGCGAUAUGUAAUCAAUCUACCGUCUCAGGAAUUCCCUUUAAAAACUAACUUAGAAAUCGUCAGAAUUCUCAAAACAUUUAAUGCGACUAGUGACGUAGACAGUGACUACGAUAAAAAUACAAUGUAUCGCUACAAUGAAACGUAUACUGCCAAAGAUGGCAAAUUGAAGUCGACGGGAAAAAAGAAGGAUCCGCCACCUUAUAAUAUCACUGUAGGAAAGGGGAGUGCUUACGGUGUGUUCAGUAGGGACUUUGUGAAUUAUUCCAUAAACGACGCCAAAGCUCAGGGUAUUUUGAAAUGGUUAGAAGAUACAUACAGUCCGGAUGAGUCCUUCUGGGCCACUCUACAAUUUAACAAACAUCUUAAUGUGCCGGGUGUUAACUGCGCUGGCGUUCCAACCAGAAAAUGGUGGAUAGCCGUCUACACGCUAUGGCAGAUGGUUCAUAAAGAUUGCCACGGGAAGUAUGUUCGGGACAUUUGCGUUUUUGGCCUUGGUGAUUUGAAUAGAUUGGUGUCGAAGAGAGAACUUUUCGCCAACAAGUUUCAUCAUGACUACCAGCCUCUUGCUUUGCAAUGCAUGGAAGAAUGGAUGUUUAAUACAACAUUCACGGAAGUGCCUUCUGAAGCUUAUUAUUACAGGAUAUUAGUUCAUUAAGUAAUGAAUGUAUAGGUGGUUUUUUUAUUAUUUCAAAUUACGAUCCAGCUCGUGUUGAAAUUCCGAGAGCAAAAAUAUGAAUUAGUGGUACUCUUGUUAAAUUUUACAAAAUAGAAAUAUCAACGCAUUAAGUAAAGUGAGUCAAAACACCUGGGGUUUGCUAUGUUAAAGUGUAUUGAUGAAAUGUAGGUCUUAGUGAUAAACCCACAUACAUUAACAACACCAAACUGUAGUUCUACAAGUACAUGUACCAGCGCAUCGUAUAUGGAUGAAGCUAUAUGAGAGGCGAAGAUAACGAACAGUGAUCAAUCUCAUAACUCCUAUAAGCAAUACAAAAUAGAUAGUCGGGCAAAUACGGACCCCUGGACACACCAGAGGUGGGAUCAAGUGCCUAGAAGGAGUAAGCAUCCCCUGUCGACCGGUCACACCCACCGUGAGCACUAUAUCCUGAUCCGGUAUACGAAGUUAUCCGUAGUCAAAAUGAGAAAUCUCCAUAACACGCAUUACAUCUUCCGAAUCCAGGUGGUGACAUAGACAGCAUGUACCGUAGAACAGGUACCCUACAUGUGUGCAUCGUAUUGUCGACUAAUAAACGUCCUACCUAUACUGCUCGGGGUUUAUAUGUUUGUUUUGCUGUUUUCCGCCAUACUCAACAGUUUUUCAGUUAUCUGGUGGCGCCCAGUUUUUAUUGGUGGAAGAGAGAACCCAGAUACAAUGUACCUGGGAAGAGACUACCGUACUUCUGAAAGUAAACUGAGAAAUUUUCUCACGUACCAGCGCGAGCGGGAUUCGACCCUGCGCCGACCAGAGGUGACGGGACGUGUGAUUUUGAGUGCGAUGCUCUAAUCACUCAGCCACGGACGUUUAUAUGAAAUAGAUUUUGUGUCAUACGCAAACUGCAUUGUUGUCAUAUAUUAAGUAUUUAGAGUGCGUGAGUGUCGAAUUUUAGCGAGUGUGUAAUAUGUAAUUGUUGUAUACGUGAAAAGGUGAAGAUAACGAACAUUGAUUAAUCUCAAUUCCUACAAAGAACACAAAAUUAAGAGUUGGGCAAACACAGACUCUUGGGCAUACAUGUAUCAGGUAAACGGAGUAUUCCUUAGUCAAAAUUAUUGUGUCAGGAACGGCCUAGCAAUUGGUAUGAAACUCGUCAAACAGCAUUUGACCCGGUGACAGGUUGCAUUGGCAAACUAAAUCAUUAUAUAACGAGCAUAGAAUUUAAACAAGACUAUUUUUAUUGAAACCCCUGUAACAUCAAUUUGUUGUGUAAAAGCAAGUCUUUUUCUUUUAUGUGAAUAAACUUGUUUCUCGUU